Molecule: messenger RNA, 1144 nt
Organism: Durio zibethinus
Lineage: Eukaryota; Viridiplantae; Streptophyta; Magnoliopsida; Malvales; Malvaceae
Source: RefSeq, a predicted model, not a curated record
CUUUUCUCUCUUUGUUUCCUUUCAAAGAUCAAUGAUAGAAGCUUAUUUCCUUUGGCAACUAUAAUUUCUUGGUGGUUUUAGCACUUUUUUUUGUUCAAUUUUCUUGUUUCUUCCUUACUGUAAUGGUAGCACUAGCAGCAAUACUCAGUUUUGUAGUUCGAAUUUGUCCUUUUCAGCUUCUUUAAAUGCUUCUCCAGCUGAAUGAUUAGCUUCUUUUCAUUAUAUUUUCUUGAGAUCCCUUUUUCCCCGACUUUGUUUCUGGGAUUUUUAUUUCCUUUGUGCUUGAAAUAUGGAAGGGCAGGCAGAGGCAGAGGCUUCAAACCACAAUCCAGAAGAGAUCAGAGGUCGCCAACCAAAGCAAAGGCAAAAUCCCGAUGAAAGCAAAAAACAGCCUGAUGCGGAGGAGGAGGCAAAGGCUUCAAACAAACAAAAAAUGAUCAGAUGUCACCAACCAAAGCGAAAGAGACAAUUGGAAAGCCCAAAUGAAAGUGAACAACAUACAGAGGCUUCUUCAAACAAGCCAGAAAAGAGAGGUCGCAAACCUAAGCUAACUGUAGCUGAAAGACAUGCAAAUAAAAUACAAAGUGGUAGAUUAUAUCGACAAAAUAAAGCCGCCAAGAACAAAGCAUUACAAGAAAAGAACCAAGAACUGGAUGAAGAGAAAAAAAGAUUGGAAGAAGAGAAUAAAGAACUAAAAAACGAGAAGGAGGCGCAACAGUUUGAGAUAAACUCUUUGAAAGAGGAGCUUUCGAAGAUCAGUGCUAGAGCAGAUAAAUUAGAGAGAAAAGUAAGUGAUGAAUCCAAAAAAGUGAAUAUGGUGAGAAUUAGAAGCAAAGCGCUGGAACCUGGGAUGCAACAGCUAGAACAAAAUUUUCUCAACCAAGAUGAUCAGGACUGCCAUUUGGAAUUCGAUGAUAUACCAAUGGAUGAUGAGUGGUUGAACAAUUUCGAGAACCUGAAAGACUUCGCCAUGCCCCAAAAUCUACAUGGGGUAAGACCAUAGGAUCAGAGUUUGGGAAAGAUGAUUGGACUUGCUAAAGAGAAAGAUGGAUUAUAUUAUCUUGAGACAUCAAAUAACACAAGUAGUAUAAAAAAUAGUUUACUUUUGUCAUUUCUUUCUGAAAAAUCUUUCAAUAAAGACAAA